Molecule: messenger RNA, 992 nt
Organism: Solanum pennellii
Lineage: Eukaryota; Viridiplantae; Streptophyta; Magnoliopsida; Solanales; Solanaceae
Product: peroxisomal membrane protein PMP22-like
Exons: 9
Coding region: 138-695 (185 amino acids)
Cellular component (GO): cytoplasm; membrane
Source: RefSeq, a predicted model, not a curated record
UAGAUAUUUAGCUGAAAACCAAACAACACAAUACUGAAAUUUCAUCAUUGAUUCACAAGAAGUCAACAAAAAAAAGAUCAUUUUUUUCUUCUUUUUCAUAUUUGAUAAACUGAAGAAGAAGAAGAAGAAGAAGAAGAAUGGGGUCAAUAGCUAAAAAGGGGUUGCAGAAUUACUUGAUACAACUUCAGCAACACCCUUUAAGAACAAAGGCGAUAACAGCUGCAGUUUUGUCAGCUAUCAGUGAUAUAGUGGCUCAGAAGAUCACUGGCAUUAAGAGACUUCAAAUGAGACGCCUUCUUCUGAAAGUGCUUUUUGGCUUUGCCUAUCUUGGACCAUUUGGUCAUUUUCUUCACUUAUUGCUGGACAAGCUUUUCAAAGGGAAGAAAGACACAGCAACUGUUGCAAAAAAGGUGGUUCUGGAACAAGUGACAUCUUCUCCUUGGAAUAACUUGCUUUUCAUGAUAUACUAUGGAUUAGUUAUUGAAAGUAGACCCUGGAUCCAGGUGAAGUCUAAUAUUAAGAGGGAAUAUCCAAAAGUGCAGUAUACGUCUUGGACGUUUUGGCCCGUCGUGGGUUGGAUUAAUCACCAGUAUGUGCCACUUCAGUUCCGAGUCAUCUUUCACAGCAUUGUGGCAUGUGGCUGGGGGAUUUUCUUGAAUCUACGUGCAAGAUCGAUGGCAUUAAAGAAAGCUUGAAAGUCUCAAAGUUGCAAACCGGACAUGGCAACAUGUUCAUAUGUAGUAAACGUUGCUCGUUCUCUCAGCUACUAGUGGCUUAUGUAGUGAUCGACAUUUCCUAUGUACCUUGUAUUUUUAUUUUUUGGUUAUAGUUUUCUUGAAUAGUAGUGCUCUUUUAUCAAAAAGAUUGAUAGUCAUAGAACUCCAUUUUAGUUGAUGAUUGGCCUAUUAUGACUACAAGGCUUAUUAUAAGGGAUAAUAUAAUUUAUUUGAUGUGGCAAUUACUGUUGUAUAUUUGUCCUGAAUUUCUUACCA